Parastagonospora nodorum SN15 is the source of this 2304-nucleotide messenger RNA. RefSeq lists its product as hypothetical. The record is from RefSeq and is a predicted model, not a curated record. Gene Ontology annotation, biological process: protein deubiquitination. The transcript is spliced from 5 exons. NCBI's taxonomy places the organism in Eukaryota, Fungi, Ascomycota, Dothideomycetes, Pleosporales, Phaeosphaeriaceae. The coding region runs from base 1 to 2304 and encodes 767 amino acids. Gene Ontology annotation, cellular component: nucleus; cytosol. Gene Ontology annotation, molecular function: cysteine-type endopeptidase activity; cysteine-type deubiquitinase activity.
AUGAAGACCUCUGGCGUUUCGCGCUUCCUCAGCCGUCGUGACAAGCACCAUGAGAAGCGCUCGUCCAAGGCCACCCCCAGUAAAUCGCGCCUCUCCAAUCAUGCCUCUCCAGACCUUUACACCAUCUUCACCAACGAGGACGCCGAGACCGCAGCGGACAAGGAUACCGAGAAGAAGGUCAAGAUGCUCCUCACCCGCCUCCAUGGAGCCGGUAUAACGCGCAUGCGAGAGGAACAGGCCCAAUAUGCUCUUUCUUGGAGUCCCGAUGACAUCGACAAGGCUUACGAUAUUCUGGUCCUCGCGAACGAGUCGCUCGAGGGAGAGCUGAAGGACUAUGAUCCAAAUGUCCAAAUGCUGGGAGCUAUAAACAGAAAUAUGGUCACAUGUUAUCUGGAUGCCCUGCUUUUCGCCAUGUUCGCCCGCCUCGACAGCUUUGAAGCCAUGCUGUACGACAAUUUUGAAGACGAGCCACGGAUGAAGCUCGCUGCAGUCUUGCGCUUAUGGGUCAAUCUUUUGCGUACUGGUCAGCUCAUCAGAGUCGAGCUUCACCUACAAGAUUCAUUGGCCAAGUGUGGCUGGGAAGAAGCUGCUGAAAUCUGUCAGCAGGACGCAUCCGAAGCUUUCACUUUCAUCACAGGCGUGCUUGAGCUACCACUGCUCACCUUGAAGAUGGAUAUAUACCACACGGGGCGCGAAGACAAAGAGGACGACCACAGGUUUGUCAACGAGCGCCUUCUCGAAGUUGCGAUUCCAGAGCAAGACGGCGACCAUGUCAUCACACUCGAAGACUGUCUCGAGACCUACUUCAACAACCGUAUCGAGGUCAAACGUUAUCUGCAACGGCAGAACACGAUAGCUUCGAUUAAGUCAACAAACGAGUCUACUGUAGAAAGAGACCCAGAGAAGAGUGAAACUCUGCACAUCGAGACGGUUGAGCUAUUGGGGCCCGAGUCACCACUUGUAGCAACACCGACUGCAAUGGAACACACAACGCCAGCCACGCCAACUCGACCCCAGCUCGACGGAAGGCGGCGUGCGGACAGCAUUUUUAGCCAAAGGCUUGCGCAAAAGACGCCAGAAGAAAAGGCUUUUAACGAGAAGGCACACUUGCAAGAAAUGUUGGACAGCAGUUCCAAUGGUCGCCCGAGGUCUGCUUCUCUGCUUAGGAAGGAGAUUCUGAUGCCUGCAUGGCAAUUCUUCAGCUUAAUCCUCAAGCGCCCGGUUCUCGGCAUUUGUCUCAAGCGAUACACCAUGACACCAAAUGGAUCACCAAAGCGUUUGGAAACCUACAUCGACAUACCGCUGGAGAUAGGCUUGCCACAUUUCAUAUCUGACGAGCGCAUGAAAGACGAGGGCCCGCUAUUUGGCAACUUCAAGCUAGUUCUCCAAUCUGUAGUCUGCCAUCGUGGCGUGUCUGUCGACUCCGGUCACUAUGUUUCAUUAGUCCGUGCCAAUGACCACGAGAGACCAGGCACAUCUCAAUCAGGAGAAGGCGAGAUUGCGGAAAGCUGGCUGCGAUUCGACGACCUGGCCAACCCAAGAGUCGCCCAAGUAGACAUCAAACAGGCUUUGCGAGAAGAGUCUCCGUAUCUCCUUUUUUACCAGGUUCAACCCAUUGAUGAAGAGCUGGCAAUGAGAGGAGAUCCGCCAGCAUACGAACUGCAAAGCGGCCUUCCCUCGAUGGAUCCUUCUAGGGAGACUCUUGCCUCAGCCGCGGCCACCGACACGGAUGCAGGUGAAGACGGGGACACUAUUGCACCAACUGCCCCGUUCCAUGCAAGAACCGUGUCCAACUUCUCGGAAGAGCCCAUAAGUCGGAACAGCCUUUCGAGCAACCGGCGAAGCAGCACUGCCAUCGAUGACACCGAAGGAAGUGCGCGAAGCUUCUCCCGCGGCCGCACAGCACCACCAACACCCGACGAACACAAGAACAGUUUUCUUUCUAUAUCCCGCCGGGGCUCGCGCAUUUUCGGCACCAACAGAAGUCGACCAAGCAGUCCGAGCGGCGAAAAUAGACUUUCCUUCACCCUGUCGAGACUGACCGGUCGCGGCAGCAAGGACAAGCUCAUCGUCACCGAAUCAGCCACCUCGGAUGACCCCGUCAUCGUCAUUGACGAGGUAAUCAGCAACGAAAACAUUCAGAGUCCCACGAAGGAGAAGAAAGACGGAACUCUGUCGCGCAGUAAGAGCAAGAAGGAGAAGAAGGACAAGUCCAGGAGUAAAAGCAAGGAGCCCGGUGAAGCUUUAGACAAGGCGAAACACAAAGAGAAGAAUCGCCCGGAUCGCGAGUGUGCGGUUAUGUAA